Molecule: messenger RNA, 993 nt
Organism: Cladophialophora immunda
Lineage: Eukaryota; Fungi; Ascomycota; Eurotiomycetes; Chaetothyriales; Herpotrichiellaceae
Exons: 3
Coding region: 150-653 (167 amino acids)
Source: RefSeq, a predicted model, not a curated record
UUCUUUUGUCGAAUAAUAGUCUCUCGGCCACCUUGGUCCUCCAUCAGACACAUACUCACUAGACUUUCCCGCGUUAUCUUCACCUUGUCCCUCGUACACUCCUGUCUCUAUCCUCUGAAAUUGUCUCAGCUUUGCUGCCCUCACCAACAAUGUCCGGCCUUAACAGCAUUCACCAAACAGUUACUGACGUGAAAGAUAGUGUCAUGGGCACCAGCGCUGCACAAUCAGGCGAGGAGCCGCCCUCAGGUGUACAGGGGAAAGGCACCUUAGACGAACCGUACGAUCAAGGAAACGCAUCAGAGAACGCCGCAAUGCGAUCAGACCAAGAACCUCUGUCCGGUGUGCAGGGGAAAGGCACAAAGACAGAGCCAUACGAUCAAGGGAAUGCAGGAGAGAGCACUACAUCUUCGCAGCCGACCAAUGUCCCUGCCUCAAGCGCUUCGACGGAGCGCAAGACUGCCUCGACCAAACCUGCGGAGGCACGAAGCAACCCAUUGAGUGCGCCAACUAGACGCCGUGAAGAGCGGGAUGUGAGCCCCGGCACAUUGCCGGAUGGCUCUCACGCACAAACAAGUGGUGAUCGUGGCGAGAGCUACGAGCCCGCGAAGGGACUCCACAGACUCAAGGGCAAGCUCGGUCUUGGAAAACACUAGAAAGCAGGGGCCGGCGCGGCGUGUCGUGUUUACCAAAGUCAUAAUCAUGCAGUGUCAACGCGUUCUGGAGGGUUCUGUGUCUUGCAAGCCGUUAUAGACCGACCAGAUUAUCCGGCCGCUGUUGUCGAAGGGCUUAAAGGCUGGUGGGAUAGCUCGUCUGGUAUUGCCUUAGAUACCAUUUCACCCAAGCUCACACAACCUAUGAUCGAUCAUCGUAAGCUCACGGUGGGAGGCCUUGAGCUUAGAAGCGAAACAUGGCCAAAAGAAUAUCGCGACGAAAUGAAAUGAAAUGGUGGCCUGUUACCAGUAGUGAACAAAAGAUCGAUUCAAUGGCUCGUCG